AUGGAGGAGCUAAAACUUCAGGCGCAGAAAGCCCUGCAAACCGGAAGGGGCAUGCUGCUCAAUGCAUCUGGGGACAUCCUACAUGGAGCCUUGACCAUUGGCCAGGCAAGUUUGAGGACGGGAGAUGUUUUGACCUUGCAUCUGCGCGAGACAAGCAUGGCAGCUACAGCCUCUGCUUUUGCAGCCGUGCUUGGUGACGGGUCUUUGGUAAGCUGGGGGAAUCCCAACUCCGGCGGUGACAGCAGCUCUGUCCAACAUCGGCUGCUGAAUGUGCGGCAGGUCUCAGCCACUCAUGGGGCGUGUCUCAGCGGAACACUGUAG
Messenger RNA from Symbiodinium sp. CCMP2456, 321 nucleotides. NCBI's taxonomy places the organism in Eukaryota, Dinophyceae, Suessiales, Symbiodiniaceae. The record is from the annotation of a GenBank genome assembly.